AUGGGAAAUUUUUCUAUAUUUUCACCGAACGCAAGGCAAGAAAGUAGUGAAGAGGAAGAUGAACCAGCACCAAAUAGAAGGUGUACUUGCGCUUUAGGUGUUUGUAAAUGUUGUACCGGGCCCGUGUUGGACCUUUUCAAGCAAAAAGCAUGUAUGAAAGUUACAUAUCACCCAGGUGAUUUUGCAUUCGAUGUAGCAAUGUCCCUAAACGACCGAACCCUUUACGAAAACUCAAUGUCAGGUAAAAAUCCACGGCCUAUUUGUAUUAAUCCACCGAGAAUGCCCAAUUUAAAAGUGUGCGCACGAUUUUAUAACGUAUUUUUUCCUGGAAGAAACUUUCAUUUCUGCUUAGGGAUGACUGGAAGAUGGAGGGCCUUGGAAUUAUUUAAUCUAACAUUCGAUUGUUUAAGAAUGGGAGCAAAUGGAUUAGCAAUGAUAAAGCCAGAAGAAAAUGGUGGUCUACACGUUCCGAAUCCGCACGGUGGUGUGGACGCCGUAAUAGAUGCUGGUGAAGAUGAUAUAGAAGAAUACGAUGAACAAAACAUAGUUCGAUCACUCCUAGAAAUAUUUGAUAGAUAA
Pieris macdunnoughi is the source of this 579-nucleotide messenger RNA. NCBI's taxonomy places the organism in Eukaryota, Metazoa, Arthropoda, Insecta, Lepidoptera, Pieridae. The record is from the annotation of a GenBank genome assembly.